GCGCGCGCGCGCCCCCCCCUGCCCGCCGCCGCCCGCUUCCUGCCGCGUCCGCGCGCCCGCCCCGCCCCGCCCGAGCAGCGGCCGCAGCCCCGGCCGGGCCCAGCGGGGAGAUGAACACGGUGCUGUCCCGGGCCAACUCGCUCUUCGCCUUCUCGCUGAGCGUGAUGGCGGCGCUCACCUUCGGCUGCUUCAUCACCACCGCCUUCAAGGAGCGCAGCGUGCCCGUCCGCAUCGCCGUCUCCCGGGUCACGCUAAAAAAUGUAGAAGAUUUCACUGGACCUAGAGAAAGAAGCGAUCUGGGAUUCGUCACAUUUGACAUUACUGCAGAUCUGCAGAGUAUAUUUGAUUGGAAUGUUAAACAAUUGUUUCUAUAUUUGUCUGCAGAAUAUUCAACAAAAAACAAUGCCCUAAAUCAGGUGGUCCUUUGGGACAAGAUCAUGUUGAGAGGAGAUAACCCAAGGCUGUCGUUAAAAGACAUGAAGUCAAAGUACUUUUUCUUUGAUGAUGGAAAUGGUCUCAAGGGAAACAGGAAUAUCACCUUGACUCUCUCCUGGAAUGUUGUACCAAAUGCUGGCAUUCUACCUCUUGUAACAGGAUCAGGACAUGUGUCUGUACCUUUCCCAGAUACCUAUGAAACAACAAAAAGUUAUUAAAUUAUAGUACUGAAUCAUAAGCAAAAUAUUUUUAUACUUGUAUAUUGUGGAUACAUUUUAUUGCAGUUUCUUCUUGCACCCCAUGCAAUUUUUCACUGAAUGGAGUUUAAUUUCCUCAGGAUAGUAGCAUAGGAAAAGGAAAUGAAAAUUCAGGGUUUUUUUUUAAAUAAAACAUUGAAGCUGAAACUUAAGGGAAAAGUAAAUUGCAGAGUAACGGUUUUAAGGGGGGGAAACUGAGGAUUUUUUUUCCUGGCCAUUUAAGUAUAGAUCUCCUUUUCUUUUAAAUAAAUAAUUUUAAACCAGAAGAUAUUCUUCCUGUGUUUGGGCUUUUUAAGUACUGUGAUUGUUACUUAUUUUGUGUAGAACCCAAAUAUACUUUCUGGAGUUGGUUUCUGGAAGUGCCUGAAGGAAAUGGCUGUUCCAUUUUAGGGCAUUUUUUAAAUCCAUGUGCAGUAUGUUACAGUAGGCUAAGCUUGGUCCUUUCUAGGACUGUCAGCAGCUACUUGGAAAACUGGUAGUUCAUUAUCUGUCAGUCAGCCUCAAAUCUUGAGUGCCACUGAUAUAGUCCACAUUUAGUUCUGUAUUACAAAUCAUUUUAGUAACUGCUUGCAGUGCAGCAAACUGGAAGAAUAAAAAUAAAUCUAUUCAGUAUGAGUCUUAUUUCUUUAAGCAUAAGACAUAAGGCUAAGUCAGUAAGAAAAGUAAAAGCUUUAGGUAAAGAAAGGCUUUCUGAAAUGGAAUCUCUAGAUUUUUACUAGGAUCUGUUCAUCAGGGAGAAUGAACAUGCUUGUUCCAGAAGAGGCUGAGACAACUGAUAUCAGAGGGGACCUUCCCACAGCAAGGAACAGGAUAGAUGUUUCCUAAACGGUCUGGGUAAACCUUUCCAAAGCAGAGAAUUUUGAGUGUCAGUGAAUCUCCCUGCAAGGCUUGCUGAGUUGAAUCAGCCGGGAAGGGUAGCAAGCAGCCUGCAGCAGCUUCAGGCAGCACCCCUGUAAAAAAGCGGCCUCUCUGUGGCUGCACACCCCCCUGUCUGUGCUCCUUCCCUCAGCUACAGCUGGGAAUGCCUUCGGGGUUGGAAGGAGGGAAGGAGCAGGGUACCAAGGUCGCCUCUAGGCAAUAGCUUGCAGUGAUUGACUGGUGCAUUCAGGCCAUCCAGGAGAUAGCCAGGAGCCUGCUAUGGACUUCCUGCCACAGUCCCUAAUUUACAUGUGUAUCUUCAAACAAAGCAUGACAAAGGGAAUUCUUUGCCAGACAGGGAAUGUUCUGGAUGUACUGGGGACUUGGAAAAGGAGGAAACUAAAACUCAGGUUUUAAUACUGUAAAUCAGAAAAAAAGUAAUAGGAAAAAUGAUGAGAGCUGCAUUGUGAAAACCCUUACAAAAGAAGAGAUGCAAGAGAUUGGAGCAGAGUAUCCCCCUUUGUUUCGAGUUCACCUGAUUGAUAAGAGCUGAUUGAUUUUGAAGGAACUAACUUGCUUUUAAAAAGGAAUCUUUAAUAUUUGUGAAUUAUCCCUAAGUGACUAUUUAAUGCAUUCUUCAUGUUGAUGUAUUAAAUCAAAAAGGUAUUGAAAAAAAUUCCCAAAAGGUGCUUUGUCUGUACAAACAGAAUUUUGUUUAAGUGCAAAAACUAAAAAAUUUUUUUCACAUGAAUGUUGUAGGAGAAUUCGUCGUUUGUAUCCAGCAUAUUUGCAUGAAUUUCAGUUCUCUGAACUUGUGGUGUUUUCCUCAGAGUAGUAUAAUCAGCACAUUGAAACACAUGCUAUUUUUGCUGUGCUUUGAUAUCAAUUGUAUAUAUGGCUCUAAAAACUGUUACAGAGAACUUAAAACUGUCACAGAGAAUGAAGACAAAAUAUUUUUAGAGAUAAUUGGGCAAAGUUGUGGAUUUGUUUUGCUAAUUGCCGAAUAAGUGGUUGGUUUUUUCAUAAAUUAUAUUCUUGAAUUGUUUACUGAAGCAUUUCUUGUGGCUUGGCAUUCAACCACUUCCCUGCAUUCCUUUGGCAGUACUCUUCCAAUGAAUAUAAUGUCUGCCUAUUAAAGAGAAGCUUUAACUACAAAGACAAGGAUCUGCUGUCAAAGAGCAUCAGGGAGAAAGCUACUUUCUGUCCUACAAAAUGGUAUAUUCCUCCCAGCAGACAGUAGCAGAAUUUCAAAACACAGAAACAGUAGCUUUCAAAUGUGUUUGAUACUUUACUAGUGUUUCCCUGUGAAGAGAAAUUAUGUUUGAGGUAAGCAUUUUAGAGGGAUAAAGAAGAAACCAUCAUGGAGUUCAAAAUCUUGGAGAGAAGAACUUGUUUUUAUCCUGAGGAAAAGGCCAGCAUAGAUGAGCGCUUGAUGCUGUAAUAGCUUUGUUUUUGCUCCUGAGCCACUAAGUGAGACAGGGUGUUGGUUCAGACUUUAAAGAGGCAAAUUCCUCAACUGAUCUCUAUAAAAAAGUAAAAAGCCUUUCCAAAAGUCAAA
Molecule: messenger RNA, 3108 nt
Organism: Motacilla alba alba
Lineage: Eukaryota; Metazoa; Chordata; Aves; Passeriformes; Motacillidae
Gene: SPCS3
Product: signal peptidase complex subunit 3
Exons: 5
Coding region: 111-653 (180 amino acids)
Biological process (GO): protein targeting to ER
Cellular component (GO): signal peptidase complex; membrane
Source: RefSeq, a predicted model, not a curated record